Molecule: messenger RNA, 1701 nt
Organism: Chironomus riparius
Lineage: Eukaryota; Metazoa; Arthropoda; Insecta; Diptera; Chironomidae
Source: the annotation of a GenBank genome assembly
AUGGAGUCGCUAACAAGAAAAUUCAUCCUUUAUGUAGCAACAAUUCUAAUAUCAGUGUCAUUUGUAGCAGCAUCAAAUGUAACAACUGAACAUCCUGACUUACAUGACGAUACAAUAUGUAAGGAAGAUGGCUUAAUGCUAAAAAUCUGGAUGCCUCAACACGGUAUUUCGCUUGGUGAUCGAUUUGCUCGCGGUGCGGUUUACUUCUUCGCGCUCUUUUAUCUCUUUAUCGGUGUCUCAAUCGUAUCGGAUCGUUUCAUGGCGGCAAUUGAAGUCAUUACGUCAAAAGAAAAGGAAGUGAAAGUAAAAAAGGCAAAUGGUGAAGUACAAAUUGUCGUUGUACGUGUAUGGAAUGAAACUGUUGCUAAUUUAACACUUAUGGCACUUGGUUCCAGUGCACCGGAAAUUCUGUUAUCUGUCAUUGAAAUGUUUGCUAAAAAAUUCAAGGCAGGCGAUCUUGGUCCCGGUACCAUUGUCGGUUCAGCUGCUUACAAUCUUUUCGUCAUCAUUGCUAUUUGUGUCUUGGUUAUUCCAAAUGGUGAAGUUCGUAAAAUUAAGCACUUGCGUGUAUUCUUCGUCACGGCUACAUGGUCAGUCUUUGCAUACAUUUGGCUGUAUCUUAUCCUUGACGUCAUCUCACCAAACGUUGUUGAUAUUUGGGAAGGUUUUGUUACAUUCCUUAUGUUCCCAGCUACUGUAAUCACAGCUUAUAUUGCUGAUCGUCGUCUUCUUAUUUACAAAUACAUUGGUAAACGUUAUCGCAUGAAUAAACGCGGUGUCAUGGUACAAACGGAAUCAUCAGAACAAACAUUAGAAAUGAACAAUCAUCUUGACGAUAACUUUAAAGCACUUGAAGAAAAUGCAAUGACUGAAGAAGUUAAAGAAUUUGAAGACUCACGUCGUGAAUAUAUAACAACAUUAAAGGAUUUACGCAAGAAAUAUCCACAGCAUGACUUGGAACAAUUGGAGAUUAUGGCACAAGAGCAAAUUUUGAAUAAAGGACCAAAGUCAAGAGCCUUUUAUCGUAUUCAGGCUACACGCAAAAUGAUGGGAAGUGGAAAUAUCAUGCGUAAAAUAUCUGAACGUGCACAAAGUGAUUUGAGUGAGGUUAAAGCGGAACUCCAGCGUGUCGAUGUGAUUGAUCAAACUGACGAUGGACAUGCAUGUAAAGUUUAUUUUGAGCCUGGACAUUACACAGUCAUGGAAAGUGUUGGUGACUUUGAAUUGCGUGUUGUACGUCGUGGAGAUUUAUCACAAUUAGUCACUGUUGAUUUUGAAACUGAAGAUGGUUCGGCUGAAGCCGGUAGUGAUUAUAUUGGCAAGAAGGGUACAUUAAUUUUCCCACCCGGUGUCGAUGAACAGCGCUUCCGUAUUGAGGUCAUUGAUGAUGAUGUCUUCGAACAAGACGAACACUUUUAUGUUCGCUUGAGUAAUGUUAGUGACAAUGCUACUCUCUCAACUCCAAAAGUCGCUACAGUCAUGAUUCUUGACGAUGAUCAUGGCGGUAUAUUUGCAUUCACUUCCAAAGAUCAUGAAAUUGUUGAAUCAAUCGGUACUUUUGAACUUAAGGUUCAACGUUAUUCGGGUGCGCGCGGUAAAGUUAUUAUUCCGUACUGGACGGAAGACGGCACUGCAAAAUCUGGCAAGGAUUAUGAAUCAAUGCGCGGUGAAUUGGAAUUUGAGAACAACGAAAUUGAGUGA